Molecule: messenger RNA, 7963 nt
Organism: Amoebophrya sp. A120
Lineage: Eukaryota; Dinophyceae; Syndiniales; Amoebophryaceae
Source: the annotation of a GenBank genome assembly
GCAACUGCAACUACUUACGGGAAAGAGUUUUUGUCGCAAAUUUUUGAUUUGGUGCUAGCAACUUCUGUGUAGUACUAUCGAAAUAAAGACAUCACCAUGGCCACCUCGCGCAAACGAAAACGGCCGGCGCGCACCGUUCGCCUCGUGCAAGAAUUACGACGCCGACGGCGUAAAGAACCGGAGCUCCAGUGCGUGAAUUUUUGUCGGGAUUUAUUCUAAAGACAAGCCAAAGCUUGACCAAGACAUGAAAGCUCCAGGAGUUGUACUAGCACAACCCUCUGGACAAGGUGGUGGCUCAGGUGGAGCCAUGGCACCAACACCGAUGAAGCCCAGCUUCGCCCAGUCGCUGUCCAAGGACCAGCGGCAGCGAUUGGAGCGGGCUUAUUUGGUGGUUUUUCUGCUGUUUUUCCCCAUCUUGUUCUUCAUCAUCGUGCUGGUUACGUCAGAAUCCACGACCCUUGCGACCUGGAUUUUUGUCAUCCUCACCUGCUGGCUGCUGUUUCUCAGUGUGUAUCUGGUGUACAAAAAGCACCGCGUGCAGGAGAAAUUUGAGGCGGAGAAAAACGCGUUUUUGCGAAAACUGAAGCUGAAAGACGACUUCUACGAGGAGAGGGUAAAGGAUUUGGAAACGCAGCUGGAGGAGAUCGCGGAAGGAAAUGAGGAGCACCGGGAACAAAUGCAGGACGACUCGGAGGUCGAUUCUGCGCUCGAAGACGACAAUUUCCGUCGGGGAAGAACCAUGAAAAACAAAAAAGCGAAGAACCUGCGGAAAAAUCAGCAAAACUUCGUCCCCGAUGAGGACCAGUCUUCCGAUGUUAGCUCGGAGACGAGCGGGCGGGCGUUUGAGCGGGGACUGCGGGGAAGGAAUCCUUUUCAAAACGAUCACGCUGGUGGCCCUGGUUCGCAAGCCGCGCAGCAGCAGCAGGAGAAACUGGAGCAGGAAAACACCGAGUUGAGAAAGCAACUGGAAACGCUCGAGUUGAUCAAGGAAACGCUCGAGACAGAGCUGGUAUGCAUUGCAAAAGUAUCGUACUCGUAUAAAUGCAUUACAAAUUUCCUCAGUAUGGGAUAAUAAAAUUUGUAAUGCGGAUUUACCUUAAGACCAAGAUUUGUAAUGCAUGUUUGCAAUUACUACGAGCGCGAUACUUUUGCACAGCACAGCUUGUGGAGCUCAACAACGAGUUGGAAGAGAAGGACGCGCAGUUGGCCGCGGGCGGUUCCUCCUCCGCUGGCGUUUUGUCGCCGGAGCAGAAUGAUGAAAGGGGAGGCGGUUAUGACCACGACCUGAGUGCCAGGCGAGUAACCUCCGGAGCCGGAUCUACUACUUCGCCGGCGAUGCAGCUCACGGACGAGGGGGGAAAUAAAGGAAAAGGUGCUGCAGAGCAAAACGCCGAAGUAGAGUUGCAGCUUCUCCGCGAGGAAUUGCAGGCGACGACCCAGGAGAGAGAGACCGCCGUGGCGGAGCUGGAGAUGGAACUGCAGAAUAAAUCAAUGAAGUACGAAAACAUGCUUAGCGAGAAGGAAAAUAUUUUGCAGGACCUGCGGUUGCGAGUCCAAGAGUUGGAGGAAGAAAAUGAAGAAGCGACUCGGUUCAAAACCGCAGUGCUGCAAUUUGAAGAGGAAAACGAGAGGUUGAAGUCGAAGGUGAAAGAGCUGGAGCUCCAGGCGCAAUUUACCAGCAGAAAUAAUAUGACAAUGAACAAAUCUUCGCCCGCGACAAGGGCAGCAGCUGCGCAAGAGCGCAAUCCAAAUGAUAGCCACUCUUUCGAAGAGGACGACGACUUCCACGAAGGCCCCUCGGUCGCGUUUGGCACGAGCGUGCUGGCGCCGGUCGAGAAGAGCCCGCGGUUGGAAGAUUUGCACCGUAUUCAGGAGUUGGAGCUGUUACUCGAGGAAACCAAGGCGGAGCUGGCGAAUAGUAUCAAAAAUGUCGGAGGGGGCAUCAAGAACAGCACUUCUCCAGGGGGUGAGCCAGGAGCUGGUGAUCAUCAUCUUGUUCUCGAUCAUCCGCCCACCAGUCCUGCUAGAAGUACAACAUCAACCAAGAGCCUCCAACACCUGGAUAGUGUGAUGAAGCGGCAGUACCAGCGGAAAAUCACGGAAUUGCUGAACGAGGUCGAGGCGAGCGAGAAAAGGCACGAGGAGUUCCGUCGGGAGUGCGAAAUGAGAACGGCUGAGCUGGAGCAUAUCAAAUGUAAAAAUGUCUGGGUCUGGAAGAAUGCAACUUGUCAUGCUAAAUCUGAAGCAUGCAAAAAUCUGUGUUGCGUGAUUACCAAAAAUCGUCCAGUUUUGACCAAGUCGGGAGGGAUUUUCUCAUGCAGGAUAGGCAUGAGAGACAUCGCACAGAAUCUGUCACGCUAGGUCCUGCAUUCCAGACCUCAUGGGUCAUGGAAAAGCUGCGUGACAAAUCGCGCAUUCCUCCAGACCCAGACACUUUUACAUUUGAUAAAGCAGGAUUUCAUGCGAAAAUUAACGGAACUGGAGAUGAGGGGCAGGGGUAUCCAGCAGAGCAGUUCUACACACCAGCAACUCGAAGAACCCCAUCUCGGGUCGAGCGGUCAGCCGCCGAGAUUCACGAAAAGGUCGACCACGGCGAUUUUUGCGGUGCUGGACAGCGGCGAGAAGGAGAGCUCCAACUCUGAGGAGGGAGAAGGUGCAGCGCCAGAGGGAGAAGGCCGCGGGGACGAGAUGAACAAUCUUCUGUCCGAGAGCAACAGUUCCUCGCUCGGGUUUUCCAUUUCCGGUGGAGCGCUGGCUGAGGGUCGUGUUGCAGGAGUAGCCCCGGGUGGACGAGCAGACAGUGAUCAAAACACACAGCUGCAAGAGCUGCAACCUGGCAGUGCAAACCCAAAUCCUCCGUCCUCACCAGCUUCCCCGACGAAUUUCGAGCAGCUCCGGUUUGAGGAAGCACUCAGCCAGCAACAACGCCGGAUCUUCCAGCUGACAAAUGACUUGUCGAUUCUGAAAACGUAUCAACUGCAAAAAUGUCUGGGUCUGGAAGAGUGCAUGUUUGUCAUGCUUGUCUGGCAUGACCCUUAAAUCUGUCAUGCACGUUACCCAAAAGCGCCAUUUUUCUGUCAUGCAGAGCCGCAGUUUGUCAUGCAGAAUAGGCAGCACCGACCUAGGAGCUCAGAAACUUGUCAUGCUGAGCCAGCAUUCGUAGCCUCAUCAUGAGAAGCCACCCAGCAUCACAAGUUUCGAGACCCAGACAUUUUUGCAGUUGAUAAAACGAGACUGCAGCAGAAGGAGGACUUGCUUUUGGAAAAUGAGCAAGAAUUCUUCAAGGAACUGCAGGAGAUGGAGAAUGUGAAGCAAGAAGAGAUUUUCAAGACCGAGCGCACUUUCGAAACGAAGAUUGCAUUGCUGACCGACUCGGUGCGGAACAAGUCUGACGAGGUGAAGGAAGUGGAAUCGCGGCUGUUCAAGCAGAGCGAGGAAAUCGUCAAGCUGAAAUUGCUAUGCUUUGCAAAUAUGUCUGGAUCUUCUGGAAAGUUGUGAUGCUAAUGUCCGAAUAGUACGCAACCUGUAUUAGGGAGGCACGCAUGCCAAGAUUCAGAGCGGCUAUGUCUAGCGUGAACCUCCGCAUGACAAAUGGCCUUUUUGCAUGACAAGCAAUAACAAGUGGCACUGUAGCGCACCAAGCAUGGCAGAUCUUUCUGUCUCGUCGCCCAAGCAUGGCAGCCUUGCAUUUUUCCAGCCCCAGACAUACUAUUUGCAAUGCAUAAUUGCAGAUAGAAGAAAUGAAGGAGACCUACAACACCAGCUCCUUCCUCGAUGUAUAACCUGCUCAGGUGUUACAAUCUCAAACGUUACAAUAGAAUCUGAAAUCUGUGUUGCAUGAAGUGCAUUAUCUAGCCAACUCCCAUAGGAUUGCGCAUGACAAGUUCUGGAGUCCCAAUCCGCGCUACACUCUAACGAGAUUUGUAUUGCAGAAAGUGGAACGCUGUCCGAGUCUGUCAUGCUCAUCAUGCCACCCAGACUCUAUUGGAACGUUUGAGAUUGUAACGUUUGAGCAGGUCAUACGAUGUGGGCGCGGUUUCCGCCGCCGCUGGUGGCGUGAUGAACACAAGUGUACUAGUCGCGGGUGCAGCGGUAUCCAAGAAAAAAACUGUGUAAGUGUAAAUCUGUGAUGUAGAAAAUGCAAAACAGUUACACUUGUCAUGCUCGACAUGCAUGAUCGGCUCGCUUCCUGUGUGUUUUCCCUUCCUAUCUGCGCAUCACAAGUUUUUCCUGUCAUGGCAGACAGACCUGUGAUGCUGUUUUCCCAAAAGACUUGCACUGACAAAGCUUUUUCCUUGCAUAAGCGGGCGGCGCGGCGCCUGUCAACAGAGUCCAGCCUCCCCAAACCUCUCCUCACGGUAGUUCGGCAAUAUUUUCAAAUCGGAGCAAAAGCAAUUUCCUCACGGUAGACGUUUCGCAGCAGUCCGAUGCUGUAGUUCCCCCUCACUCCCCGAAGUACGAGGCCGACCGCUUGGCCUUCCAGCGCAUGUGUGAAUCCAUUGGGAUGCCCGUCUCGCCCAGUCGUCCCUCCUCGCCGUCGGGCAGUCCAAAACACGCCGGCAGGGGAGUGAGAAGCACAGGUCGUGGGAGCAAUAGCUUGAUUCCGCCGAACACCUCCUCUAGCGAGGAAGAGGCCGGGCUAUUACUAGAGGAGUCACUCUUUGGCGAUAGCGCUGGGAAUGCAACUGCGGUUGGAACUACGGAAACUUAUGGAGGACGUGGCCAGGAUCUCCUGCAAGUCGAGUCCGCGCUGCUGUGGUACUACUACAAGCGCAACUCUCUCACCGAGGGGUCGCUUAUGCAUGAUCGCAAAAGUACUUGUAAAUCGCACCAACAUGGUAUUCUGCAUGUGCAAGGGGGCAGCACGGCCACAGGAGAUCUAGCACGUUAGUACUCUUUUUGUAUUAAACCUACAUUUGCGUAGUUUUGAAUACAUGCACAUGCAGUUUACCCUAGAUCUAGAAGUGCGAUAUUACAUCUUUUGCGAUCUGCAUGUCGUUCGUGAAGGGGCCCUUUUUCCGGCGGGAGAUGAAGAACUUGCAAAAAAGCUUGGACGAUUUCUACCACCCUGACACGCUGGUGAAAAUCAACACAGUUAUUUCAUCCUCCUCCUCAUCAUCCAGCACCACGCAGAAAGGCGGUGUCGGCAGCCCGAGGGCCACUGCUGGAAUUCGUAGUAGCAGUGCCGUAAGUCAACAUCUGUUUACCGAGCAGUCCUCUUUUCUCUCCAUCACGCGGGUCUUCCCCGAUACGGAAUCCUAUGCCGCCGCAUUCAAGGACGAUAAUAACGACCGUCUGAGCUUCGACGUGGCGUUUGCGGAAGAGGAAAAGCUGCACCAAAAACGGGACCAGGAACUGCAGCUGCAGAAUUUGUUGCCGAGCGUCUCUAGUAGUACAACUCCUGGCGUGCUGUUUCCGGAACAAAGUAAGGAUCGGGCGGGGUUUGACACGACCCAAAGUCAAAUCAAUGCGGCGGAACUCCACGUAUGAAUUGCAAAUGUGAUGUAGUGUGGGUCUGGAAGAUUGUCAUGCAGGUUUAUUCAUUUUCAUCGGAAGAUGCGGAUGUGCCAAGAAGAAGUCUGGAAUUCAGUAGGACCUAGCAUCACAGAUUCAUCUCCAAAGCGUUUGCAUUGCCUGUCCUGCAUGAGAAGCGUCGUCUUUGCUUGGCCAAAAAUCGGCACCGCGCAACGCAGAUUUCUCCGUGACGCACAGGACGCAUGACAAGCGAGCCCAGACCCAAAGUGAAGAUAUUUGCAUUUGAUACCACUCCGGGGCCGCCACGAGCCAGGACGAGUCUUCCUCCGAGAGUCGGGACAACAGCGGGAGCCUUCAUGCCCUCGGUGCGACGAAAAAUUCUAGUUCUGCGAAGCACACAGUGCAAAUCAAGUCGCACGAGCUGCUGCACCGGAGCCAGUAGGAAGUGUAAAAGCAUCGAGCUAGAAGUACUAAUAAUUGCACUACAUAUUUUUAGCUCAGCAUGAUGACAAAAUGGAUUUUGCCAUGUUGAUUUAGUUCAGGAACAAGGAGAUUUGUAGUGCAUGGCUGCGAUUACUAGUACAUCGGAUGCUUUCGCACAGGAUAGGCAACAGAUCCAGAAUUUGGAAACGCGGGUGCUGUUGCAGAAUGCGGCGCUGGUGAAAGCGAGGGGAUUCCUGCGCCGGCACGAUGUGAAAUUGCGGGAUAUCAAAUGCAAAUAUGUCUGGGUCUGGAAGACUGCAACUUUGUCAUGCUUGUCUGGCAUGACUCAUAAAUCUGUAAUGCAUGAGCAGGAUAAUGGCCUCUUGCCUGUCAUGCAAAAACGCAAUUUGCCAUGCAGAAAACGAAACUGUAGUUGAAAAAUUUGUCAUGCUUGGCUGCGUAUUGCAGUCCGCCCACCAGUCACAUUUUAGCAUCACAAGUUUCCAGACCCAGACAUUUUUGCAUUUGAUACGGGAAGUAGUCGAGCAAAAAAACGCGGUGAUGGCAAGCGAACGGAUAUUACAAUGAAAAAUGUCCCCUCUCCAUAUCAAAGCAGAAAUCUGUGAUGCAGAUUUGUGGCCACAAAUCAGCUUUGUGAUGCUAGAGGGCAAAAGAUGCGGACUGUAGUGCUGUCGAGCGUGGGAAAGCCUUGCAGCUCCAGGAUGACAGGAGGCAACUGGAAGUGGGAAACAGCAUGACAGAUUGCCUGCAAUUUAGGCCGCAGCUUCGUCUCUUGGCCUUCUAGCAAUACAAGUUGAUUUGUGUACUCAAAUACAGCAUCACAAAUUCGCGCAUCUUCCGUUUCCGAUAUGGGGUGGGGGCUUUUUUCACUUUGAUAACGGAAAGAGUUUGCGGACCAGCUGGCGCAGAGUGACAGGGAGAAACAAGAGGCGGAGGCGCAGGUGGAAGAAGUCAAAAGGAGGGAGAAAGAAGGUAGUUAUAGCUGUAUAGGCUUUUUUGCGCCGUUUAUGUGUAUAGCGAGAUGUUGGUGUUACGAAGAAGUACUUACUGUACCCCUCCUGGUGAGAACAAGGGAUCGCGUUUCUGCUGUUCUGUCCCCCAUGACCACUGGCGUCAUUUCGUUUCCAUAUGAUUAAUUGAAAUUGAGCCUCUGCGUUUUCCUUGAAAUAUUUUGAAAAUGGGGAAAAAACCACUUGAAAAAAUUACCAGCCCUGCUCCUUCUCGAUGCCUUUGCCGCGUCAAAGCUGGACGACCCUGACCACUUGGAGAAGAGCACCACAGAGGAGGAGGGGGAGGAGGGCAGUUUUUCUGUUCUGAGUAGCGCAAGAAGUUGCACUUCGGAAGGUGACGGUACGACACUGGAGAAAAUUCUGUUCGCUACCAAGAAGCUAUCAUACCAAAAAGUGUCAACGUUAACGGAAUUUGGCAUGCAGGAAUGCACGAGAAAUGUAUGAUGCCCCAAGUUGUAUUGCAUAGCAUGCAUGAUAGCGAAAAUUUGUCAUGUAUGACUGCAAUGCCCCAAAGCCGUUAACGUUAACACUUUUUUGGUUGAGAGUGGCAGCUAGAAGGACUGGCGGUGAAGUUUCCCGCCAGGACGGGAGGGCCGGCAGCAACUACAACAUCAGUGCAGCACGCGCACAAAGCCACCGUCGACCGUUUUGUGGCUGCGCUAGAGGAGAAGUUCGCUGUGGUUCAGGACGAUGAUUAUCCGGAGCAGAUGCAGAACAUGUCUGGGCAAGAGCACGAGGGUGCCGGGAGUCCGCUAGUAGAACAGGAGGGAGUGCAGCAGCAGCAGCAGCAGCCUUCAACGUUCUUGCCGAGUGAAAACAGUACGAGGGGAAAGCCCUACUCCCCGUCCCCAGAUAGGGGAAAUUUCGUGUGAAGAGCAGGGAAGAACCGACGAGUCUACCGCGCAUGCUUUCAGGUUGCGAAUAAAAGAAAGCGCCCCAUCGGUCGCGUUUCAUACCGGCUAAUAAGUUGAUAUCAUAGGGCAGUGGUGUCGUGCUCUGUGCUAAAUUUUUCCAAGCGAAUGAACCGCAGGUAU